GAGCUUUGCGGCAGUCGGACUCUGAACCAUGCAGUAAAAGCUCUGUAAGCUCAACAAUAAUAGUUUAUAGUUUGUUCCUGUAGCUUUCUUGUGUGAACGGCUGAAAAGGGAAAGAUAUAAUGGCCGCAGAAGGCAGCAAUGGACCCCCCGGGCUGGCCCCCCCAGAACCAGAAGUGGGGCCCGAUGGGGAGAUCAUCGGGGGGCCACGGACCCCGCAGCAAAUCGCUGCGCAAAAGAAGAUGCAGAUGACUAAAGCGCAAGUUGAUGAGGUGGUAGAUAUUAUGAAAACAAAUUAUGAAAAAGUGUUGGAGAGAGACGUGAAGUUAUCUGAACUGGAUGAUAGAGCAGAUGCUCUUCAAUAUGGUGCCUCACAAUUUGAACAACAAGCGAAAAGUUUGAAGAACAAGUUUUGGUUACAAAACUUGAAGAUGAUGAUCAUAAUGGGGCUAAUCGGUCUAGUCAUUAUAGGUCUACUGUACGUUCGAUACCGUGGCACGCCCAGCGUGACCAGCAUCACUGGUGGUGGAAGCGAUGCUGCAGUGGCCCCGGCACCGGCUCCAACGGCAGACAACGCAGUGGUGCCCACCAACCCACAUUAAAAAUACACGUGACACACCCCGGCGUCUUUUGGACGAAAUACUUAAAAAUAAAAUUUAGUUAUAAGAAUAAUGUUGUGUUAUGUAACUCUCAAUGAAUUGAAAACGGGUUAUUUUACUAGAUUACAUAGGUAAUUAUUUAUGUUUAUAUGUAAGAAAGUACUUACUAUACAACGAUGGCUACAUUAGUUUUACAGUCACAAGAAAAAAUAUUAUACUAGACAUGUAAAGUAUAAAAGUUAAUUACUUAUUUAUUUAUUAAUAUGUUGUAGGUAAAGCGAAAUCUAUGAAAAAUAAUGACCUAAAUGUAAUGAAAAAUUUAAAAUAUGAAUUCAAUACUUAUGAAUGUUGUACAAUGUUCGGGUAAUACCCAUUAUUCUUCAUGAAAAUUAUAGUCGGACUAUGACAUCUUGAGCUGUGAAUAAAUUCUUUUGCGUGCCUUGUAUUGAUUAGACUUUACUAUACUUCAACUGUAGUCACGAGUAUUAAAUACCAAUGACAGAGUCUUCAAAAGUCUUCAAUGUAGAAACACGUAACUAUAAAAUCUAUAAAUAUUAUAAAAUGGAUUGCCUUACCUUUUUACUGGAAUUGAAGUGAUGAGGUUUAGUUGUGAGGAUGUGAUAGUGUUGCCAAUUUAUAUUCGAAUAUUGAUCGUAGCUAUAGUUCUGAUACUAUA
This is a messenger RNA of Ostrinia furnacalis (Asian corn borer), 1272 nucleotides long. Its product is annotated as vesicle-associated membrane protein 2-like. The record is from RefSeq and is a predicted model, not a curated record. The transcript has 7 exons. NCBI's taxonomy places the organism in Eukaryota, Metazoa, Arthropoda, Insecta, Lepidoptera, Crambidae. Gene Ontology annotation, biological process: vesicle-mediated transport. The coding region runs from base 120 to 599 and encodes 159 amino acids. Gene Ontology annotation, cellular component: membrane.